This is a messenger RNA of Aspergillus japonicus CBS 114.51, 600 nucleotides long. RefSeq lists its product as uncharacterized. The transcript is spliced from 2 exons. Lineage: Eukaryota; Fungi; Ascomycota; Eurotiomycetes; Eurotiales; Aspergillaceae. Bases 178 to 600 code for a protein of 140 amino acids. The record is from RefSeq and is a predicted model, not a curated record.
AUGCAUAUCUAGAGAGAGGUAGGUCUAUGGCUACGUAAUUGGGAGGACAUAUAAAGGCCUAUGCAUAUAAAUCGUGUCAUCCUCGAACGAACAUUCUUUUCUCCAUCCCCACCUAUAUAUCUAUACUGAGCUCACGCUACUUCCCCCUCGCCUAUCAAAACAGCACUGCUAAGAACCAUGAUCAAUCUGGCCCCCGACAACCAUCCACGCCUCAAGCUACGCUUGCACAUCAUCAUCGGCUCUCUCAUCACCCUAAUCUUCAUCCUGAUCAUCGCCCGAGUCGCCGACAAAGGUACCCCGACGACCCGGACCAAUACCUGGGGCAUAGCAGUGUCCCCGCCCAGAUUGGUUCGGUUCUCACAAUGGUCUACACAGUGCGUAAAAGCAGCGGUCUUCCUCGCCUACCAAACCCUCACCACCUACCACGAGCGCUUCAAACGGUGGGCCAGCCCCCGCGCCAACAUGAUCCUGGACAUCAUCGACACGAUCUUCUGGUUCGCCUUGUUUAUUAUCAGCAUCAUGGGCGCGAGUGGAGGGCAUACUACGAGUAGUAAGGCGCUGGGUGGGAUUGUGGCCGUGUUGGCGCUAACAUUGUGGUGA